UUGCGUUAUUUUCUUUUCCAGUUAGGUUCCUGACCAGUGUCAAUGAUGGCUGCUACAAUCGUACAUGAUACUUCGGAGGCUGUCGAGCUGUUUGCCCCUCAGGGUUUGUUCCUGAAGCCGAUCGCCAAGCUGACCAUCAGCGUGUCGCUCCCGCAGCUGAAGCAGCCCGGGAAAUCCAUAUCGAACUGGGAGGUGAUGGAGCGACUCAAAUGCAUGGUCCACCCCGAGCAGUUUGCCACACUCCGCGUGUCCAAGAGCACAAUGGACUUUGUUCGCUUCGAGGGCGAGGUUGAAAACAAGAACAUGGUGAAAACCUUCCUGUCCAAGCUGGACGCCAAGACAAUUAAACUCAGUGGCUUCACGGACACUUUAAAAGUACGUGCAGCGGAGGUCAAAAUAGACUUUCCGACUCGUCAUGACUGGGACUCUUUCUUCCGGGAUGCCAAAGACGUAAACGAGACUUUACCGGGAGAGAGGCCGGACACUAUCCAUUUGGAAGGACUGCCGUGCAAGUGGUUUGCACUGAAGAACUCCAGCUCGGAAAAGCCCAGUGAUUCUAUCCUUCGCAGUGUGUUUGAAUCCUUUGGCAAGAUUCGGAACGUGGACAUCCCAAUGUUGGACCCUUACAGGGAGGAGAUGACUGGGAAGAACUUUCACACCUUCAGCUUCGGUGGUCAUUUGAACUUUGAAGCCUAUAUCCAGUACCAGGAAUAUAUAGGGUUUGUCAAGGCAAUGGAUGCCUUGAGAGGAAUGAAACUGCUGUACAAAGGUGAUGAUGCUAAAGCAGUGGCCUGCAGCAUAAAGGUGACAUUUGACACAACAAAGCACCUGAGCGACUUGUCGAUCAGGAGGAGGCAGCUGGAGCGGCAGAAGCUGCAGGAGCUGGAACUGCAGCGGGAAGAGCAGAAACGCCGCGAGAAAGAGGAAGAAGAACGGAAGAAGGACGAGGAAAGGAGGCAGCGAGAGUUUGAAGAGCAGGAGAGAGAGAGGAAGAGGGAAGAAAAGGUCAGGAAGCGGGAACAGAAGCAGAAGGAGCGGGAGGAGCGGCGGAACAUGCGCAAGCUACAACGCGAGGAGCAGAAAAGGCUGCAGGAGAAAAUAGCUCUGGAGGAAAGAAAGCUGCUGCUGGCACAGAGGAACCUGCAGUCUAUCCGGCUGAUCGCAGAGCUGCUCAGCAGAGCCAAGGCUGGUAAACAGCAGGAGCUGGAGGCACGGGAAGUGGAAGCAACCCGGCUGCACAAAAUGGAGGAAAAGAGGCGGCAGCAAGAGGCCGAGCUGCGGAAAGUGGAAGAGGAGAAAGAGCGAGUGGUGGAGUUGCAGCAUAAGGAGAAGGAGCUGCGGGAGAAACUGCUGGAGAACCUCAAGCGGAAGGAAAGUGAGAGCCAGCAGAGCCGGGAAGAGUCGAAGCCCUGCCACGCACACCAAGUGGCGAUGAAGCCCCUUGCCAGUGCGUCCCCAGCGCUGGAAACGGCCCCUGCCACCACCGCCCAGGCAAGCGUUGAUCGCACUGCAGGCCAGGCCGCUGUCAUCCACAAGAAUGUGCCGCUCAACAAGGACCUAAAUGGGCACCCAGACACGGCUGGAAGGCAUGUCAAUAAUUCGGACCAAGCCCCGGCACAAAUAAAUACAAGUCCGGCCGAUCGUCCGAGCGGCACUAAGCCUGCUCAGAACGAGCAGUGUACGACGGGAGCGGCUAAUAGCCAAGGGCGUUCUUCCCAGGAACGCUGCGGUAAAAAGGGUAAAUGCCAGAACGGGCCGAGCCACAAAGAGAAGGAGCCUCAGAGCAACCCCGCCAACGUUGAAGGCCACCAGUUGCAAAAGGAUUUGAACAAGGGACGGGGCUCACGCAAGAGCAGCGGCAGCAGUGAGCGGAGUAGGAACUGGAGGGAGUCCAGCAGCGACAGCAGCUGCCACCAGAGGGAAUGGAGCCGGCACCAGACCCGCACCAGGAAGGAGAGCGGCCGGCACGCCCGGGACCCGAGCAGGGAGCGGGGCCGCUCCUGGCGAGACCUUGGCAGCGAGCAGGGCCGGGGCCGGCGGGAGACGAGCCGCGAGCGGAGGCGUUGCAAGAGCAGGGAGCGCCCCCGCUGCCGGUGGGGAUCCAGCCGCGAACGGAAUCAGAGCGCCGACCGGCGGCGGCCCGGCCUGAGCGGGGAACGGCCCCGUCGGCCGAGGAGCGCCAGCAGGGACCGCGUCCGGCGCCGCGGAGACUCUGGCGAGGAGCGCGGCUCCAGCAAAGGACGCAGCCGCCAUCGGAGGUAGUCGAAGCCGGCCGCAAUGCUGGCUGUCCCCAUGGGCAAAACCGGAGAGUAACAGACUCAACAGCAGCAAGUCAGAGGUUCACCUGAGCCUGGGACGGUUUGGUUAACAAAUACAGCUCGGAAUAAUCGCCCGGUGUGACAAUUCCAAUUAAAACCAUUGAGGCAAAUGUCACUUGAAGUAGUAAGUUUGCAUUGAAGAAGUCUCCCUUGUACCGGUGGAAGGGGCAGAAACAGGAAAGGCAUACAAUCACAGAUUCUGACAACAUGGGAUAGCACUGUACUUCACUGAACCUGGCAACAGUUACACGAUGGUUUAACAUUGUAAUUGUUUGGUCCUUGCAAAGUUCCCUGAUAAAGUUCCAACGUUUUGAUGUGAAUUCAGUAACUACUUGUGUUUUGGUUGCAAAUUAUUAUGGCAAGGCAGUAUUUAGAAAAUGUGCACAGUGGUUGUGUUGUGGCAAUCCGUUGCAUACGGCAUUUAUCCCAUGAUGAAUUUUAGUCAAUGCUGUACAUGUUUUAUUAUCUCCUGUGAACUGCUGCUCAUGUCACGUUCGUUUCAAUUAACACUUCACCACGCUUAUUUAUUAUGCACCCUAUGCCCUUGAGAAUCGAAAUACACUCGAAAGAUUAGUGGCAAACUUGGUUUUAUGCGGCUGAUAUUUCCAUGAAGUUCUUGGCAGUGCCUCUCAUGGGUAUGGUCGGUGUUAGGAGUUUCACCACUUGAUCGAGCCAUUUCCUGACUUCCUUCAGCAAACAUUAACUGCUCAUUGUCAACUUGGCGGCAUGGCCACAAUCCGGACAGUAUAGCUGUAGCCCUGACUGUUGGUGUAGAAGAUGGCCACCUGAAAUUGGCAUUAGAAGAAGCUGCUAGAUUUAAGUUAUAGGCAUCAACUGCUCAAGAUCCCUGUUUGGGAGCAAAGUAUAUUUUAAUGGCCCAUCAGAAAGUCAGAGGGAUGGGUAAGUAGCGAGAUCUGACUUGCAGUUCAGUGGUUGAGAAGAGAAAGCAGAUAUUAUGAAGAACAAAACUACCGGGUUACCAUUGAGAAAUCCACAGAUCUGUAACUGAAUGGUGUGGAGACUGCAUAGCAUCGAAUAAUUCGCAUCCUGUCUGUUCAGCAUAGAGAAGCUUGAAGCUCCCCAAUGUGUUGGAACCUUUUCCGUUCUACCAACCAAGCACGAAUGCAGGAGUCUCUAGCUCAGCUAUUGACUGGCUGCUGUCUUAAAUUCACCUUGCAUGCGACAUCCGGUUCAGCCUCCCAUCCAUUAGAAGAUUGGACUGUCUUUACCUUGGACAGGUAUUUCCAGGGUUAAGUGGAUUGCUCCUGCAAGACCCACCACAGAGCCAGGUUUGUUGUAUUUGUGUUCAGCCAUUUGAAGUUGAAUGGAAAGUAUUUCUGAUUUCCAAAUGUGCCUCCCAUUGGGUUUUUUUUUAAUCUUUUCGAUGCCCUUCUGAGAGAGAUUGUAAUUUCACUGAAGCUUUCCAGUUUUAGAGUAAUGGGACCAAACCGUCAAGCAAUCCUUUUUAAAACAAACUUUCUGUGCCACAUUUUGAUUGAUGAUUUAGCUUUUGGUAGCUAUUUCAAAUGCUGUGUAAUCCUCACAGUAUAGCUCUAGUCACAGUUAGUUUCAUCAUAGAGCAAACUAUUUUCUAUACCUCAACUGAGAAAGUGAAGCAUCCUGCUCCAUAAUGUUUUGAAUUGGAUAGACGAUCAACACGAAACCUACUGCUGGUAACUGCUGGUGUUAGUGCAAGAAAAUGGACGUCCAGUGUUGUUAACAUAUUGGCAUCUUCCAGUCAGAAACUACAGCUGAUGGACACGAGAUGCUGGAGUAACUCAGCGGGUCAGGCCGGGCAUCUGUGGAGAAAAGGAAUAGGUGAGGUUGCUCUGCCUGGCACGCUGUGUUACUCCAGCACCUCGUGCCUGUCUUCAGUAUAAACCAGCAUCUGCAGUUCCUUUCCGCACACUACAGCUCAUGGUGAGUGAACAAUCUGAGUUGCAAGUAGAUUAGUUAUUGAACGGGUACUGAAUUCUCAUCUGUUUUCUCCCUUUUGUCUUCUGAUUGACGAAGAUGAUACUUUAUUGUCACUUGUACGUAGCUAGGUACAGUGAAAUUCUUUGUUUUUGUAUAUAAAGGGCACAAAAGUGUCGCCACAAAGGUGCCAACAAAGUUAUGAAAAAUACUCAUCCCUUCUCUGUCCUC
Messenger RNA from Leucoraja erinaceus (little skate), 4463 nucleotides. Its product is annotated as A-kinase anchor protein 17A-like. NCBI's taxonomy places the organism in Eukaryota, Metazoa, Chordata, Chondrichthyes, Rajiformes, Rajidae. The record is from RefSeq and is a predicted model, not a curated record.